AAUUAGCACACUACUCUGUUUCCACAUUCCAUGUGAAGCCCCUCAUCUUCUCUCCCUAACAUUAUUAUAUAAACACUAAUUGCAGACAAAACUUUCUGAUUCAAAAAAUAAAAAAACUCUAGUUGGAAACCCAAGAUCAUGGGUUUCUACUAUUUCUUGUUUCUUCUCUCCAUAUUUUUUUCAUCUUCUUCUUCUUAUGCUACAAUUGAUCAUAAUAAUAGUUCACGAAAAUUAUUACUAGGAGUUAGUAAAUGUAAUUUAUUUAGAGGCAAAUGGAUUUUUGAUUCUUCUUACCCUCUAUAUGAUUCUUCAACUUGUCCUUUCAUAGACAAACAAUUCAACUGCCAAGCUAACGGCCGUCCGGAUCGCUACUAUCUUAAGUAUCGAUGGCAGCCGUUUUCUUGCAACUUACCGAGGUUUAAUGGAUUAUAUUUCUUGGAGAAAUGGAGAGGGAAGAAGAUUAUGUUCGUAGGUGACUCACUGAGUUUAAAUCAGUGGACUUCUUUGACAUGUUUGCUUCAUUCUUGGGUGCCUAAUUCAAGAUAUUCACUCGUGAGAAAUAAUGGGUUAUCUUCGGUCACUUUUGAGGACUAUGGAGUAUCAAUUCUAUUGUAUAGAACACCAUUUCUAGUAGAUGUUAUUAAUGGAAAAAAUGGAAGAAUUUUGAAGCUGGAUUCAAUCUAUAGCGGCAGAACUUGGGUAGGGAUGGACAUGCUGAUCUUUAACUCGUGGCAUUGGUGGACUCACACCGGGAGAACCCAACCAUGGGAUUAUAUGCAAGAAGGGAAUAAAUCUUACAAAGAUAUGAACCGUCUGGUUGCAUAUUAUAAAGGGUUAACCACUUGGGCUAGAUGGGUCAACCGUAAUGUUGAUCCUUCCAAAACUAAAGUCUUCUUCCAAGGCAUUUCUCCCACUCAUUAUGAGGGCAAGGAUUGGAACGAGCCAACAAGGUCAUGCAGUGUAGAGACAGAACCAUUCUUUGGACUAAGGUACCCAGCAGGAACCCCAAUGGCUUGGGUCGUGGUUAACAAAGUAGUGAGCCGAAUCAAAAAACCGGUUUAUUUACUAGACAUAACCACACUGUCUCAGUAUAGAAAAGAUGCUCACCCAUCAGGGUAUGGUAAGGAUCGUACCACAGAUUGUAGCCAUUGGUGUCUUCCUGGGUUACCUGAUACUUGGAACCAGCUUUUAUAUGCAACUCUCUUUAAUUAGUUGAAAAUUAUGUAGCACGGAAACGGAAAUGGUGGAAUAGAAAAUACGGAGUAGGAAACGGGGAAAUGGCAUUUUUUUUAAAUUAUGUUACAAGUAUUGGAUUUUUAGAAUUUUAGAAGUGUCUUUCGAAUCGGAAAUAAAAUGUCGAAAUAUAGGAUUUGAGUUAUUUUAAUGUAAUACAGGUCGAUGAUAAUCUUGUCAAGCUAGGUGAUUGUUUUUUAGAAAUGUCAUUGUUUUGAUGAUAUAUAAGGAGUGUGGAUGAUGUUGAUUUUAAUGUAAAUUUUCAAAUUAUUUGAUGGUAUGAAAAUUACCGUCUAAAUUGAAGCUCA
Mercurialis annua (annual mercury) is the source of this 1541-nucleotide messenger RNA. RefSeq names its product protein trichome birefringence-like 39. The record is from RefSeq and is a predicted model, not a curated record. Lineage: Eukaryota; Viridiplantae; Streptophyta; Magnoliopsida; Malpighiales; Euphorbiaceae. The coding region runs from base 139 to 1212 and encodes 357 amino acids. Gene Ontology annotation, cellular component: Golgi apparatus. Gene Ontology annotation, molecular function: O-acetyltransferase activity. The transcript is spliced from 5 exons.